Molecule: messenger RNA, 1670 nt
Organism: Papaver somniferum (opium poppy)
Lineage: Eukaryota; Viridiplantae; Streptophyta; Magnoliopsida; Ranunculales; Papaveraceae
Exons: 9
Coding region: 189-1196 (335 amino acids)
Biological process (GO): tRNA aminoacylation for protein translation
Cellular component (GO): cytoplasm
Molecular function (GO): ATP binding; aminoacyl-tRNA ligase activity
Source: RefSeq, a predicted model, not a curated record
UGUGAAAAUAUCCCACCAAUCUUUCAAUCCCCAUCCAUUCUUAAUUUCAAAGUAUUCAUUCAUUCCGUUCUUGUCUUUCUAUUUUAUAAAUUUCUCCCAUUCCUAAUUUCAAAGUAUUCAUUCAUUCCGUUCUUAUCUUUCUAUUUUAUAAAUUUCUCCAAAUUCUUGUUUGAUUUUCACAAAAGAGGAUGGGAAAUGCUAUAAGGUAUUUAGCUCAUGAAGCAAUUCAUCAUCAUCAUUCACAUGGUGCUUCAUCCACAGAUACUACUGCUGGUGUUUCAGCUCUAGCUCAUGAUCUAAAUCAGUUUGAGCUCACAUCUGAGGUUCCUGAAGGACUUAGUCAGCAUGUUGUAUCAUCAAAGAAAGCUCAAGCUAAUUGGUACACCAAACUACUGCAGACAUGGCAAGAAGCAAAACCAGCGCCGGAAACACCGGAACAAGUAUCUGCACUUGUCAUUCAGACCUUGAAGCAUCACAAAAAGGAUGAUGUAGAGGGAUUGUUGAAGUUUUACGGACUUCCGCUUCAAGAUAAUCCGCAGGUUGAAAGUCCUGAUCCUGUCGUGGUAAAUCCUACUUCACUACCUGAAGGAGUGAAGUUUGAAUUACAUACACUUCCGGUGGAUGCAAAAGCUAUUCCUGAUGGGGAUACCAUAACCGUCUAUGUUAGCGCUGCAGACCCUAGAGAAGCACCAAGUGUGCCCAAGGCUGUAAGAGUUGCAGCAUCACAACGAGCGAAAGCACGUGCGUCCAAGGAUUACCCAAAGGCAGAUGCACUUCAUAAGACCAUUAUCGAAGCUGGUUAUAGAGUACUACCUGGUUCCAACGAUGAGGAUAUCCUUGCAAAAAAGUAUCGCGUUAGAUUGAGUGGAAUUGAUUGCCCAGAGAGUAAAAUGCCGUUUGGACAAGAAGCCAAGCAAGAACUUAUUAAGCUGGUUCAAGGCAAAUGUUUGAUAAUUCACGUGUAUACUGAGGAUCGUUACGGUCGAGUUGUAGGAGACAUUCAUUGCAAUGGAAAAUUUGUACAGGAAGUGAUGCUCAAGAAAGGGUGUGCAUGGCAUUAUGCAGCGUAUGACAAGCGCCCUGAACUCAUAAAGUGGGAGAAUGCGGCUAGAGCUAAACAGGUUGGAUUAUGGGCGUCGCCGAACCCAGAAAAGCCAUGGGAAUGGAGAAAAAACAAACGCGACGGAAAUUGCUAACUUGUAGUACUUUAUAAUAUGGGAAGUCCAAUCUGGAAUUGCAAACGUAUAUUGCCAUUGUUGUAAAACUAGGUUACCGGUUCCAGACUGUAGAGUGUUCUGUUUCCAGUGAGAGGCUCGGGGAACUGGAACACAAUGCGUCAUUGAGACUUCAUAUUAUCAACAUAUAAGUUGGCUGUCUCAUUUGGGUGAUUACACAAACUUAUAAUUCUAAACUGAAAAAUAAAUAUGAAUUUGUUGUUUAGCACUACUAAUAUCCCAAAAAGUAGUGAACCGUUGUUUAGACUUCAUAAAAACUAGUGUCUUACCCGUGCGUUGCACGGGGCUAAGUUAGUUGUGGUGUAAUUGGUGCUGAAAAAUGAAGAGACGGGUCUCUCCCAGAGUGUCUACUUGCAGAUCAGAUGGUUGUAUCUGCGAAAAUGUAGAGGUCGUAGAAUGUUUGAUACUUUAUAAAUUUUUACAUUUUUAAUCGUA